Aspergillus pseudonomiae is the source of this 6309-nucleotide messenger RNA. Its product is annotated as putative NF-X1 finger and helicase domain protein. Gene Ontology annotation, biological process: regulatory ncRNA-mediated heterochromatin formation. The coding region runs from base 394 to 6156 and encodes 1920 amino acids. The transcript is spliced from 2 exons. Gene Ontology annotation, molecular function: helicase activity; zinc ion binding. Lineage: Eukaryota; Fungi; Ascomycota; Eurotiomycetes; Eurotiales; Aspergillaceae. The record is from RefSeq and is a predicted model, not a curated record. Gene Ontology annotation, cellular component: nuclear RNA-directed RNA polymerase complex; nucleus.
CAACCCGAUUGAUUGGGUGAUCCUGAGAGAAAAGGCUGACAGUAUUACGCCACAAGGGCAUAUUCCUGCUUCUCAGGUAGAUUGGUGAAUAUAUAUGGUGCCCACCAUGGCGUUCGAUCAUUUUUUUAUUACAAUACUGCAACUUGCUAUGGAAAUAUUCGUGGAUAAUUGAUGUUUUUGUGCUGGAACAUCUGCGAGAGACUCCUCCAUAUACUACAUUCUGCGACCGUGGUGUACGAGCCAGACAUAUCAUAGAGCCAUACUGUCCCACCAUAUCCCGGCACCUCCUCGCCAUCUAUGCUGGCAUCCAACGAAGAACGUCCAUCUCAUACGGACUGAGAUACAUCCGGCCGUCUCUCGAAGUAUACCAGACUCCGCUGUGUGAUCAACAGAAUGGGAUCUGCAAAGAUUUGUUAUCAGUUCGCCCGAACUGGGUCCUGCAAGUUCGAGAAUUGUCGAUAUCCCCAUGUGGCUGGUCCGUCAAAGCCUGCCAGCAAGGGAAGCAACUCGAGAUCGAGUGCGCGAAAACAGCCCAGGAAUGAAACCAACGACGUCAACGGCCUUGCCGCUUGGAAGCGAAAAGCCCCCAAGAGCCGAUUGGCUAUACGUCCACUGGGUGCGGAACUGGGCCAGUUCUUCGCAACGGCCAGAAAGCUGAUAGAAGUUGACGACGACAACACAGCCCAAGAAGUGAUCCAAUGUCUCGCCCACGAAGGCGGCCUGCAACGAAUCCAGGAACUCAUUCAGCGUGACUAUUCCCUGAUGCCAAAUGCCACCAAACGAGAUGUGUUCCAAAGGCAGUUCCUCCCCUUUCUCGAGAGUAUCACCCACCAUAAGGUCCUCGCGUCGUUGGUGAUGGAGGAGUUCGUGGUUAGAAUCUACAACUGUAUCUUCGGACCAGCUGGCCAUCGUGCAGAGCCAUUUCUGAAUUAUCUGGCCGAUGUGGUGCAGCUGGACGUUGAGCUCCACGAAGAUGCAACCUCGACUUACCUAGAACUAUCGCUCCUCGUGUUUUGCAAGAUUGUCGAGCUGAACUCGACUGCGUUCAUCCUGGAGCCGUUGAGGCCGGUAGCGAGGCGGUUUUAUGACCUCUUCAUGAUCCUUCAUGCCUUGAAGACUGCUGGGUCACUAGACAGACCGCGGCAUCACCUGGAAGUACUACAACGCCGUCUGGAGAUCGGGGCUGCCCUACCACCUUUGCUGGAAGACUCAAAGCCUCUACAAGCCCAUAAAUCCCAUGCAGCCUUUGUCACUCCUAAAGACCCGCCUGGCGGUCGCCACGACAACGAUCAUGCGGACAUUUGCAGAAUCCAAAUUAUGCCUACUUUCAAGGAAAUAAUGAGUCCGCGUUCGGAAUAUCUCCCUGGAAAAGACCCACACCAGUGGCAUAUUGGUGGUCUCGCCGGGCUCUUGGACCGAAAUUUUCGGCUGUUGAGGGAGGACACCAUCGGUCAGCUUCGAGACGUUAUUCAUGCUGAGCUGAGCCCCAGUCACUUGAGAGAUGUGCGGAAGAGCCAAGUUAGGACAAAUGUCUAUCAGAACGUCCAGGUACGGGGUCUGGGUUUCGAUCGUUUCAUGGGAUUACAAUUUGUCGUCCAGUUUGCACAACCGUUGAAUGUCAGGACCAUGUCGGAAGCUCACCGCAGAGACUGGUGGGAGCUAUCGAAAAGAUUACAGUCCAGUGCCCUCGUCUGCCUCACGGAUCCGCGAGGAUUUGCCAUCUUUUGCACCGUCGCCGGGCCAGAGCGGCCCAGAACGGAUGCGAGGCAAGAACGACGGCAGAGGAAGGUCUCAUCGCUGUGGAAGGAGGCGAAUGUUGCAUCUGUGACCAUGGAGUUAGUGGAACCGACUGAGGAGAAUCGGCAGUAUAUCCUAGAUUGUUAUAGGCCGCGCAACAGUGAACGCGCGUGCUCUCUAAUUGAGUUUCCUGGGAUUUUAUUGCCAUCAUUCCAACCAACCUUAAAGGCACUUCAGUCAAUGAAAAAAGCCGCAGACCUUCCGAUGUCCGAAUUCCUCGCUCCAGACGAGAUGUUUAACGGCCAAGUGGAUAUGCCACCUCCCAAGCAUGCGGCAGUGCCAGGGUUUAGCUUCAACCUACGCUGUCUUAUGAACGACCGUUCGGAUCUCCUAGUGAGCCCGUCGCAACCCCUUGACUUGAAGAAGCUCCAAGAGAAGUCUACUCUUGAUAAUGCCCAGGCACAGGCUCUUGUCCACACCCUUCAGCGAAAGAUAGGGCUCAUUCAAGGCCCACCAGGAACGGGCAAAAGCUUUACUGGAGUCGCUCUGAUCAAGGUCCUACUAGCCAACAAGCCAAAAGUAAAACCACGACUUGGCCCCAUCGUCUGUGUCUGCUACACAAAUCACGCUCUCGAUCAGCUUCUAGAAGGCCUGUUGGAUGAUAAAAUCACGACCCAAAUUAUCCGUAUCGGCUCACAAUCCAAAUCAGAAAGACUGCAGCCACUCAAUCUCAGAACCGUAGUUCGACAGAUUGACAAAACAAAACUGGAGAAGCAGGAGCAGUGGAAGCUGCAAGUGAACUUUGAUGAUUAUGAAAACAGUUUUGACGCACUUAAACUCGAUGCUAUUGGCACCGAUCAAAGCUUGGAGUUCCAUCUAAAGCGAAACCAUCCUCGCCAGUAUAGUCAACUGUUCGACGAGGACAAGGAUGGUUUUCGGAAGGUUUCUGAUCGACGCCGUCAACACCUUCUACAGACGUGGCUCAAAACUGGUCCAGCAACUAAGGGCCAGCCGCGUGCAGUGGACCUCCUCCUUCAGCAGGUCCAUGUAGACAACAUGACGUCCAAGGAGCGCAAGGUUCUAUACAAACAUUGGAUCAGAGAGAGUAGAGAGGAACUCCAUACUCAAGUUCACUCGAUCUUGGCGUCGCACCAGGAAAACAAAGCGUCCUAUGAUAAGAUCCGAGACGAGCUAGAUCUGCGAUGCUUGCGCAAUGCUGAUGUGAUAGGAGUCACAACGACCGGCUUAGCCCGCAAUCUGAACAUGCUGCGCAGACUGCAAUCGAAGGUGAUUAUGUGCGAGGAGGCAGGCGAGGUCCUAGAAGCUCAUCUGCUCACCUCGCUUUUACCAUCGGCCGAGCAUGUCAUCCUGAUCGGAGAUCAUCAGCAACUGCGGCCUCAGAUCCAGAACUAUGGGCUUUCUCGGGAGAGCAGGGCAGGACAACAAUACUCUUUGGAUCGCUCGCUAUUCGAACGGCUUGUCAAACCGGACGAUGACGUUGGCAUAAGUCUUCCAUUCUCUACACUGGAAAUCCAACGACGAAUGCAUCCCUCAAUCGCACAGCUGGUCCGAAGCACAUUGUACCCUCGCUUACGAGACGCACCUUCAGUUAGCCUGUAUCCCGAAGUUGCAGGGAUGAGAAAGAGGCUUUUCUGGCUUGACCACCGACGGCCUGAAGGCAACUCUUCGGUCCAGGAUGCCAUGGCAACAUCUCACUGGAAUGAUCAUGAGAUUGAAAUGACGCUGGCUCUAGUAAGCCAUCUGCUCCGCCAGGGAGAAUACCAAGCAGGAGACAUAGCUGUUCUGACUCCAUAUCUUGGCCAGCUUCACCGAAUGAGGCGUAAACUAAGCCAAGCAUUCACGAUCACCCUAGGAGAAAGAGACCAGGACGACCUUGACAAGGCAGGGUUCGCGGAGGAUGAAAGACCGACAACACCAAGCACAGUGUCCAGAUCAACCCUCCUGCAGGCAUUGAGAGUCGCAACUAUAGACAAUUUCCAGGGUGAGGAGGCAAAGGUGGUGGUGAUCUCUUUGGUGAGAAGCAACGCUCAAAAUCGAUGUGGCUUCCUCCGCACACCGAAUCGCAUCAAUGUUUUGCUUUCACGGGCACGCCAUGGAAUGUAUAUUAUCGGCAACUCGGAAACCUCAAGGGGUGUGGACAUGUGGCAUAAGGUUCUUAACAUCCUCGAAGAACAUGAUAAUUUUGGCACAAGCUUAGAGCUCAGAUGCCCCCGUCACCCUUCUACUCCUAUCGUGGUAUCACAGCCGAACGACUUCGUACAAUUUUCGCCUGAGGGAGGUUGCAGUUUGCAAUGCGGCAAGCGUUUACAGUGUGGUCACCCGUGCAAGCAAAAAUGCCACUCAGAGAUACUUCAUCAGACGGUCUAUUGCCCAGAGACAUGCCCGCGUCCACAGAAAGGAUGUUCCCACCCCUGUCCCAGACUGUGUGGUGACCCUUGUCCCAAGAGAUGCGGCAUCAUGGUAUUUGAUGCAGGCCGAGUCCUACCUUGUGGCCACUCAAUGGCCAGUCUUCCUUGCUGGCAAGCACAGGAUCUCAGCCUGGUUAAAUGUCCAACAUUCGUUAAGAAGCAUGUUCCUCGUUGCAACCACGAAGUAACCAUCGCCUGUCACCUCGAUGUAAACAAACCUGAGUACAAAUGCACGCGCCAGUGUCUUGCUGCUUUAUCCUGUGGUCACAACUGUAAGCGACAAUGCAGUCAAUGUACAAUUCAGACAAAUGAGGGCGUCAAGGUAGAUCAUGAGCAAUGCAAGCAAAGGUGUGGCCGUUUGUAUUCCACAUGUGCCCAUUCCUGCGCUGCAGAAUGCCACGGGGACACUCCGUGUCCGCCAUGUACGGCGCCCUGUGACGUCCAGUGUGGUCACUCCAGAUGUUCUAAGACAUGUUCCGAGCCAUGUGCCCCUUGCGCAGUAUCAAAAUGUCUGUCUGCAUGUCCACAUAGCGCCUGUUCCAUGCCUUGCGCCGCGCCGUGUGAUCACAUUCCAUGCUCUCGCCGAUGUGGGAAACUUCUACCGUGCAGCCAUCAAUGCCCAUCCUUAUGUGGUGAACCUUGUCCAGCAGAGAAAUUCUGCCAAACAUGUGCGACCGACGAAAUUAAGGAUAUGUCUGUAGACUUCAUCUUGGGUCAGACAUACAAAGAGAUUGACCUGGAGGAAAAUCCUUGCAUAUUUCCCCCAUGUGGACAUUUUCUGACCGUGGAAAACAUGGAUGCCCAAAUGGACCUUCGGAAACACUAUGUGCUUGAUGAAAUGGGAAAGCCGUUGUCGAUUUCCAAAUCAUCAGAGCCGUUCUCCAUCUCGGACGUUCCGAACUGUGUCACCUGUCGAGGUUCCCUAAGAAGUAUAUCCCGAUAUGGGAGACUGGUGAGGCGUGCCUUGUUAGACGAAGCGACGAAGAAAUUUAUUCUAUAUUUAAAUCAGAAGUACGUACCUAUGGCUCAAGAGCUUGCCCAAUUGGUGGCUCAGCUGCCAGACCACGAAGGGGCAGCGGCAGCAAAAGCAUUCCAAAAUGACCUUACUCUAAGGGUUCAAGGGCCACCUGACCACCAAAUCCGAUUGAUGCACCAGCAUCUCAGGAAGUAUGAUUCGACAAGAUGGAAAUAUAUGAUCCUCCUGCGCCAUCAGGUUACAGAGUACUACAAGAAAGUCAAGGUGGAGGAGCAGCCCUUCAAUCAAGUACGCAACAUGGUGGAAGAUGCCCGUCGUCGAAAACGAAAAACUGGGCAAUUCGAAUUCGACGAGACUGUGCUCCAGACAAAAGGCUGCAUUCAAGCCGCUUCGCUGUUACUUCGCCUCGAUACAGCGUUGAUUGGAGACUUCCUCUCUUUGUAUAAUCAAACUCCUGGCGGGUCCGACAAAUGCGUUCUCCGCCUUGACCUCCAGGAAAACCGAAAGGAGGCAGAAAAGCUGACGGCCAUGGCUGUCAACUCACAGCGCGUAUUGCAACAGGUCGAGGGCUACCUUUUCGGCGCUCAGCUGUGUGCCCUAGAGCGCCAAAGCAGCGAUCAGCCAACUCGGGCAGAGGAUCUUCUGAAUGAGGGUAACGAGUGCAUUGAACAAGCUCAAAAGCUGUGUACGGCCCACCCUGGUCAGGUACAUGGACUUGCAGACGAAAUCGAGGGUACAUUGAAGAUGCUCCGCGGCGGUACUUUUUACACGCCCGUGACCAGUGAAGAGAGAAUGGCUGUUGUGGCUGCCAUGGCACGGGAAUUCAGGGGAACUGGACACUGGUAUCGUUGCGUGAACGGCCAUUUUUUCACCAUCGGAGAAUGCGGUGGCGCUAUGCAAAUCUCCACCUGCUCGGGAUGUGGUGCACAGAUAGGUGGCCAAGGCCAUCAAACAGUCGCUGGAGUGACCCCGGCCGCUGAUUUGGAAGAGAAUUUGGCCCGGCUAAUAAUUUGAAACUAUGCGAACCGAGAGAUACGGUGGGGGUUCAGUUUGGUGGCUUUGUCUCAUAAGGUGAAGUAGAAGCAAAAGGGGAUUCAUUCUUCACAUCUUGUGAGGGGCGAAGAAGUUGGAAGAUUAGCACGGUAGACAAUGUAAUCACGCAAAGAG